GGCCCAUAAUAAUCAUCGGACAGAUCCCGGCUACGACCAGCCGACGGAUGGUUCAACUUUUUGAAACUUCAAUUCCAAAAACUUGUCCUAGUUUCUCUCACCAGCUUACAAGCCAACAGAUGACACAGAUCUUACUCUUUUCAUCAUCUACAAUACUUUCCCCCUUCAAUGAGAAGCAGCAGAGAUGGAGCAAAAAGCUAAUUUGUUCUUCAAGACAACAUGUGUGGGUUGAAUCAUCGCUGUUCAAAUCUCGAAGCAAAAGUGGGUUUAGAAAAUUUAGAGCUUCCAAUUCAUCAGCAGGAAGUUAUGGCGGAUCUGCUGAGAUAUCUAAAGGUCAACCGGCGCCAUGGAUUUCCACAUGGCCAAGCAAACAACCUCAGCCUUUUCAUCAACACCCACCUCCCAAAAUGAAGGGUACGAGUCGUUUCGUCACGAUCGGCCUCGUUGCCGCUUGGUACUCCUCCAACAUUGGGGUUCUCUUGCUCAACAAGUAUUUGCUAUCCAACUAUGGUUUCAAGUACCCGAUCUUCCUCACCAUGUGCCACAUGACCGCUUGUUCUUUGCUCAGCUACAUUGCAAUUGCUUGUUUGAAGCUUGUUCCUCUCCAGACUAUUCGAUCUCGUGUUCAAUUCUUUAAGAUCUCUGCCCUCAGCUUUAUCUUCUGCAUCUCCGUUGUCUUUGGUAACAUUUCGCUUCGUUAUCUUCCCGUCUCUUUCAACCAAGCUAUUGGAGCCACCACCCCUUUUUUCACCGCUGUUUUUGCUUACCUGAUGACCUUCAAGAGGGAGGCUUGGCUUACUUAUGUUACGCUCAUUCCUGUCGUCACCGGGGUUGUCAUUGCCAGCGGGGGUGAACCAAGCUUCCAUCUAUUUGGGUUUGUGAUAUGUGUUGCAGCUACCGCUGCAAGAGCUCUCAAAUCUGUACUUCAAGGAAUUUUGCUUUCUGCAGAUGGAGAGAAGCUGAAUUCCAUGAAUCUCCUUUUGUAUAUGGCUCCUACGGCUGUUGUUUUCUUGCUUCCUGCAACACUUAUUAUGGAAGAUAAUGUGGUUGGUAUCACACUAGCACUUGCUAGAGAUGAUAUCAAGAUCAUCUGGUACCUUCUUUUCAAUUCGUCACUGGCAUAUUUUGUAAACCUGACAAAUUUUCUGGUCACAAAACACACCAGUGCGCUGACCCUUCAGGUACUAGGAAAUGCAAAAGGGGCUGUAGCUGUGGUGGUUUCCAUUUUAAUCUUUAGAAACCCUGUCUCUGUUACUGGAAUGUUCGGUUAUACGCUCACAGUAAUGGGAGUCAUUCUCUACAGCGAAGCAAAGAAACGAACAAAUAAAAGUUGACCAUGCCAUAACUCAAAAAAGCAUAGAAAACUGGCUUCUUCUAUUGUAUCAGCAACAAAGGGGGGAAUAGUUCAGGAAUAGAAAGUUAAAGAAGUGAAACAACAUAACUCUGUAACUCAGGUUGAGCUAUGGAGGAAUAUUCUCAUUCUUUCAGGAUCAGGAGAAGGCAUUGUAUAAUUGGGUGGCUACACAAAUCAUUUUUCUAUUAACAUUUGUUAUAUUUUUAAUCAAUGAGGAGAGCCAUUCAUAGCUCUGCUCUUAAUAUCA
Messenger RNA from Benincasa hispida (wax gourd), 1601 nucleotides. RefSeq names its product putative sugar phosphate/phosphate translocator At3g11320. Lineage: Eukaryota; Viridiplantae; Streptophyta; Magnoliopsida; Cucurbitales; Cucurbitaceae. The record is from RefSeq and is a predicted model, not a curated record.